Molecule: messenger RNA, 1344 nt
Organism: Procambarus clarkii (red swamp crayfish)
Lineage: Eukaryota; Metazoa; Arthropoda; Malacostraca; Decapoda; Cambaridae
Source: RefSeq, a predicted model, not a curated record
AUGAAGGUAAAGGUGGACCUACCAACCCGACCAGCGUGCUCAGCGCCCGACCAGCGUGCUCAGCGCCCGACCAGCGUGCUCACCGCCCGACCAGCGUGCUCAGCGCCCGACCAGCGUGCUCAGCGCCCGACCAGCGUGCUCAGCGCCCGACCAGCGUGCUCAGCGCCCGACCAGCGUGCUCACCGCCCGACCAGCGUGCUCAGCGCCCGACCAGCGUGCUCAGCGCCCGACCAGCGUGCUCAGCGCCCGACCAGCGUGCUCAGCGCCCGACCAGCGUGCUCAGCGCCCGACCAGCGUGCUCAGCACCCGACCAGCGUGCUCAGCACCCGACCAGCGUGCUCAGCACCCGACCAGCGUGCUCAGCACCCGACCAGCGUGCUCAGCACCCGACCAGCGUGCUCAGCGCCCGACCAGCGUGCUCAGCGCCCGACCAGCGUGCUCAGCGCCCGACCAGCGUGCUCAGCGCCCGACCAGCGUGCUCAGCGCCCGACCAGCGUGCUCAGCGCCCGACCAGCGUGCUCAGCACCCGACCAGCGUGCUCAGCGCCCGACCAGCGUGCUCAGCACCCGACCAGCGUGCUCAGCACCCGACCAGCGUGCUCAGCACCCGACCAGCGUGCUCAGCGCCCAACCAGCGUGCUCAGCGCCCGACCAGCGUGCUCAGCGCCCGACCAGCGUGCUCAGCGCCCGACCAGCGUGCUCAGCGCCCGACCAGCGUGCUCAGCGCCCGACCAGCGUGCUCAUCGCCCGACCAGCGUGCUCAGCACCCGACCAGCGUGCUCACCAUCCGACCAGCGUGCUCACCACCCGACCAGCGUGCUCAGCGCCCGACCAGCGUGCUCAGCGCCCGACCAGCGUGCUCAUCGCCCGACCAGCGUGCUCACCACCCGACCAGCGUGCUCAGCACCCGACCAGCGUGCUCAGCACCCGACCAGCGUGCUCAGCACCCGACCAGCGUGCUCAGCACCCGACCAGCGUGCUCACCACCCGACCAGCGUGCUCAGCACCCGACCAGCGUGCUCAGCACCCGACCAGCGUGCUCACCACCCGACCAGCGUGCUCACCACCCGACCAGCGUGCUCAGCACCCGACCAGCGUGCUCAGCGCCCGACCAGCGUGCUCAUCGCCCGACCAGCGUGCUCAGCACCCGACCAGCGUGCUCAGCACCCGACCAGCGUGCUCAGCACCCGACCAGCGUGCUCAGCACCCGACCAGCGUGCUCAGCACCCGACCAGCGUGCUCAGCACCCGACCAGCGUGCUCAGCACCCGACCAGCGUGCUCAGCACCCGACCAGCGUGCUCAGCACCCGACCAGCGUGCUCAGCACCCGAACUUCCUGAAAUAA